AUGGAUUCAGCAUUGUUCUCCUCCAAUCUUUUAGUAAAUAGUAGUAGUUCUCUUCUAUUCUUCAUUACAAGUUUUGUUUGUUUGUCUAUGGCAUUGUGUCGUGGCAAUGACACAGACCAACAAGCACUACUUGCAUUCAAGGGAGCUAUAAAUGACCCUUUUGGAUAUACGAAAACAUGGAACGUGUCCACACACUUUUGCCAGUGGCCUGGUGUCACUUGUGGACGUAAACACAUCAGAGUUAUUAAACUAAACGUCCCGAACCAAAACCUUAAUGGUCCCUUGUCUCCCUUCAUUGGCAACAUGAGUUUCCUCAGGUCUCUAUACCUGUCGAACAAUAGCUUCCAUGGUGAAAUCCCCUCAGAGAUUGGUCGUUUGAGAAGGCUACAACGAUUGAAUCUUGGUAACAACUCAUUUCAUGGGGAUAUUCCUUCAAAUUUAUCAAGGUGCUCAAAUCUUAUAUCUCUUAUCCUUGGAGGUAACAAGUUAGUAGGAAGUCUUCCUUUAGAGUUAGGCGCCUUGUCCAAACUCGAGUACUUGUUACUCACUCGAAACAGCUUGACAGGUGAAAUCCCUUCUUCUUUUGGAAACUUAACAUCAUUGAAAGGAUUCUAUGCACCAUUGAAUAAUCUUCAGGGGAAAGUCCCGGAUUCACUUGGGCAGCUGAAGAACUUAGAAAGUAUCGGAUUAGCUGCGAACUAUUUGACAGGUACUAUCCCUUUUGCAAUCUUCAAUAUAUCUUCCAUCCGAACAUUUGAUGUUGGAAUGAACCAAAUCCAAGGUACACUUCCUUCAAGUUUGGGAAUCACCCUCCCGAAUCUUGAAUUAUUCAUCAUCGGUGGAAACAAUGUUUCUGGAUCGAUCCCAUCUACAUUGUCCAAUUCAUCAAAGCUAAUGUAUUUUCUUGCUGGAGGUAAUCAACUUACAGGAACUGUACCAAGUCUUGAGAACCUGAAUGGGCUUCAACAGUUAACAAUUCCAGGGAAUUAUCUUGGAACAGGAAAACCAGAUGAUUUAAGUUUCAUCGCCUCUCUGACUAAUGCGUCUCGUUUCAGAAUUUUGGAGAUUCAGUUCAAUAGUUUUGGAGGGAUUCUGCCUGCAUCCUUCAGAAAUCUAUCGACCGAGCUUCAGGUUGUGCAGUUGUCAUACAACAGAAUACGCGGUAACAUACCGGUUGAGAUUGGAAAUUUCAUCAACCUGGAAGAAUUUCAGGUGAGGGAAAACUUACUUACUGGUACCAUUCCAAUCAGUUUUGGGAAAGUUAAUAAACUGCAGAUUCUGGAUUUGGGUCAGAAUAGAUUUUCAGGGAUUAUUCCAUCACCUCUGGGAAAUCUGAGUGUAGUAUCAAUCCUUCUUCUUCACAAUAAUAAUCUCACAGGUGAGAUACCAGCAAGUUUAGGAAAUUGCAAUUACAUGAUUGAAAUAUAUGUUUCUCAAAAUAACUUGUUAGGAGAGAUACCUAAGGAACUCUUUGCUCUCUCUUCCUUAGUUGCUGUAGACAUUUCUGAGAACCAUCUAGAUGGUUUUAUUCCUCUUGAAGUUGGACGCAUGAGAAAUCUUGAAUAUCUUAAUGUUUCCGUGAAUAACUUGACGGGUAAAAUCCCGAGUACCAUUGGUAGCUGUGUGAGACUUGAAGCCUUAGACAUGAAAGGAAACUUAUUUCAAGGGAUUAUUCCUCCUUCUUUCAGUUCUUUGAGAGGUCUCCAUGUUUUAGACCUUUCUAGGAAUAAUUUAUCUGGCCAAGUACCAAAAUACUUGGAGGGAUUCAAGUUUCAACGCUUGAACUUAUCGUUCAAUGAUUUCGAAGGAGUGUUACCAAAUGAAGGCGUCUUUAAAAAUGCAAGUGCAAUAUCAGUAAUCAGAAAUCCAAAACUUUGUGGAGGUAUCCCUAACAUACAUCUUCCGGAAUGUGACAUCAAAAGAUCGAAAAAUUUUGGUUUGAGGUUUAUCCUCAAGAUUGUUAUCUCCGUUGUCUUUGGUAUACUAGGACUUGGUAUGCUAGUCACUUUAGUAUAUUAUUUCUUGUUAAAGAAAUCGAGAAGGGUGCCUGUUUCAAGUUCAAUCGGUGAGUCACUCAUAAAUGUAUCUUACCAAAGUUUGCUUCAAGCUACUAAUGGAUUCUCCGAAGACAACUUGAUUGGUGCUGGUAGCUAUGGAUCUGUUUAUAAAGGAACUCUUGAUGGAGGAUUAGUUGUCGCGGUAAAAGUAUUAAACCUCUCGCGACGUGGAGCUUGCAAAAGUUUUAUGGCUGAAUGUGAAGUCUUGAGAAACAUAAGGCACCGGAAUUUGGUCAAGGUUCUCACAGCUUGUUCAGGCAUUGACUAUCAAGGGAACGAUUUCAAGGCAUUGGUUUACGAGUUUAUGGUUAAUGGAAGCCUCGAAGACUGGUUGCAUCCUGGUCCACUUGAUGAAGAUACAAGUCAGGUAGCUGAAACAAAAAGGUUGAAUAUUCUUCAAAGGCUUAACAUUGCUAUCGACGUUGCUUCUGCAAUCGAUUAUCUACAUCACAGCUGCGAGACUCCAAUAGUUCAUUGUGAUCUCAAGCCAAGCAACAUUCUUCUAGACAAUCGGUUGGUCGGGCAUAUUGGUGAUUUUGGUUUGGCGAAGUUCCUUCAGCCAACUGCACAAAAUUCUUCCAUUUCAGAAAGAAGCUCUAGUAUUGUUAGAGGAACUAUUGGUUACACUGCUCCAGAAUAUGGGAUGGGUAGCGAGCUAUCGACUUGUGGUGAUGUGUACAGCUUCGGGAUCCUCUUGCUAGAAAUGUUCACAGGAAAAAGGCCUACAGAUGGAAUGUUUAAGGAUGGUUUAGACCUUCCAAGUUUCGCUAAGCAUGCAUUGCUUAAUGGAGCUAUGGAAGUCAUCGAUCCGUCCCUUAUUUGUGAAAGUAAUGAAGACAAUAAAGGUGAAAGCACAAGUAUCUACCAGAAUAUGGAGUAUCUGGUUUCUGUACUUCGAGUCGGGGUUGCUUGCUCUGCAUAUUCUGGAGCUGAAAGAAUGAACAUCACUGAAACUGUUUCCCAAUUGUACUCUAUCAGAGAAGCUCUUCUGAAAUCAGAACAAAAUUGA
Lycium barbarum (goji berry) is the source of this 3066-nucleotide messenger RNA. RefSeq names its product probable LRR receptor-like serine/threonine-protein kinase At3g47570. Bases 1 to 3066 code for a protein of 1021 amino acids. The transcript is spliced from 2 exons. Gene Ontology annotation, biological process: protein phosphorylation. NCBI's taxonomy places the organism in Eukaryota, Viridiplantae, Streptophyta, Magnoliopsida, Solanales, Solanaceae. Gene Ontology annotation, molecular function: protein kinase activity; ATP binding; protein binding. The record is from RefSeq and is a predicted model, not a curated record.